Molecule: messenger RNA, 1623 nt
Organism: Neurospora tetraspora
Lineage: Eukaryota; Fungi; Ascomycota; Sordariomycetes; Sordariales; Sordariaceae
Exons: 1
Coding region: 314-1543 (409 amino acids)
Source: RefSeq, a predicted model, not a curated record
CUCUUCUUUUCUAAACACAACCAUCUCCCGGUGAUUCGGCUUUCUCCUCUAUUUCCUAAGAGGCUUCAACUUUCCCUGAUCUUGUUGUCUGACUUUCUGCCUGGUGCAUUACCCUCCUUCAUUACCAAACAACAACUUCAGUCUUCAAGCGUUCUCUCUCUACGCAAUACACCCACUCAAGCCUACAGGAUCCUUACAGCAUCUGCUCAAAGCCAUACCCCUAUUUCUGGAGGGAAGAUAUCUCAAAGUCUUCGUUCUUUACUCUUUCAACGACUGGAGUUACUCGUCUGGAACGAAUAGCCCCAACACAAUCAUGUUCUUCAAACAAGCUUUUGUCGCCACCAGCGGCUUUGCCGUGCUUUCGCAGGCUCACAUGUUGAUGAACACGCCCAAAAUAUUCUCCUCUCCCCAAGCGCAGAACGGCCCUCUCGACCCAACUGGCAUCAACUUCCCUUGCCAGGCACGUGAAGGAACUGUCUACUCCGGCACUCCCAGCCCCAUGGCCUUGGGCUCAAAACAGCCCUUGGCCUUCACUGGCUCGGCAGUCCAUGGAGGAGGCUCGUGCCAAGUUUCCAUCACCUACGACACCCAGCCGAACAAGAACAGCGUCUGGAAGGUCAUUCACUCCAUCGAAGGCGGUUGCCCUGCAAAGGACACUCCUGGCAACCUGCCUGAAAACGCGAACCUCGCUGACCCAUUCGGUUAUUCUUUCCCCAUUCCCGACAAUAUCCCAACCGGCAACGCCACCAUUGCCUGGACUUGGUUGAACAAGAUCGGGAACCGUGAGUUCUACAUGAACUGCGCUCCCGUCACUCUCACUGGCAGUGGAGGUGAUAAGUCCAACUAUGAGUCGCUGCCGAACAUGUUGGUGGCCAACAUCCCUUCCAUCAACGCGUGCACCACACAGGAAAACCACGACUACAAGUAUCCCAACCCCGGCAAGUCGGUCGACACUUUUGCUUCAGACUUCGAGGGUGGUCUUUCUCCUGAGUGCAAUGCUGUUUCUGGCGGCGGCUCUGGCGGUGGCUCCGGCGGUGGCUCCGGCGGUGGCUCUGGAUCGUCUCCUUCGCCAUCCACAACUGCUCCGGCUGCUCCUCCCACUAAUGCUCCUGGUGGAGGUGGAGGUGGAAUCUUCAUCACGGCUCCGGUUCCCGAUUCUCCGGCCGUGACUCCUCCUGCGCAGGCUCCCACCACUUCUGUUCCUGCUCCUCCUGCUCAAACUCCUGCUCCUCCUCCUCAAACUGGUGGCGGCUCCUCCGGUGGUGGUUCCGGUUCGGGCUCUGGUUCGGGCUCUGGUUCGGGCCCUGGCUCUGGUUCCGGCUCCGGUGGCUCGGGCAGCUCCGGUGCAGGAUCUGCUUGCAGCACUGAAGGAAUGUGGAACUGCAUUGAUGGAAAGUCUUACCAGCAGUGUGCUUCCGGCGUCUGGACGCCCGUCAUGCCACUUGCUGCUGGCACCGUUUGUGAUGUCGGCCAGUCUACUUCUCUCAACAUCAAGGCUGCCGGAAAGAAGAUGAGGCGCCUCGCCGUUCGUUUCAGGGGCUAAAGUGUCAAACCCCAUCACUCAUUCAAAAACAAACAACACUUCCUUUCUCUUCAUUCACUACACACAUAUUUGGGAUAUUA